Messenger RNA from Pseudovirgaria hyperparasitica, 1671 nucleotides. RefSeq names its product CenpB-DNA-bind-domain-containing protein. The record is from RefSeq and is a predicted model, not a curated record. Lineage: Eukaryota; Fungi; Ascomycota; Dothideomycetes; Acrospermales; Acrospermaceae. Gene Ontology annotation, cellular component: nucleus. Bases 1 to 1671 code for a protein of 556 amino acids. The transcript has 3 exons. Gene Ontology annotation, molecular function: DNA binding.
AUGAGUCAAAUGGGCAUGGCUCACGACGAGCACCAUCCGCAGCAUUAUCACGAUGGCACUGGACAAUGGAUGGACGGACCACAUUCCUAUCAUGGCACACCGCAGCAUCAGUCACCAGUACAUGAGUUUAAUGGCUUUACAUUCAACCCCAUUCCCAUGGAACCCAUAUAUCCACAACACCAGUACCCACCCCGAACGAUGCAUCAACAGCUACAGCCCCUGAUAACACCUCAAUGGCCAAGUAUGUUAACCAGCCAGUCCAGCUAUGUGCAACCCAUAUAUCCAACGGCGCCUGGUCCGGCGCCACCAGCGUCGACUCCGGUAUCUGCCUCCUCCACUCGUUCAGGGACGUCAUCAACACCACGGAAGACCUUGACUGAUCUUGAUCGGCGCCGAAUGUGUCAAUACCACGAAGACCAUCCCACUGUAAAGCAAACCGAGAUCGGAGCAAUGUUCGGCGUCGAACGAAGCACUGUAUCAAAGGUUUUACGGCAGAAGGAAAAGUACCUCUAUCAAGGAGAGGACGGUAGCAGGUCUCCAAUCAAACGAGCGAAAGGCAAAUUUCCAGAUAUCGAAAGAGCAUUGUCCAACUGGGCUCGCAACCACCAGAAACAGGGACUACCAUUGACGGACGCAGCUAUCCGCGAGAAGGCUCGUUUCUUUGCGCAGACGGUCGGUAACAACGAAAGUUCGCUCAAGGCCAACAGUACCAGCUGGUUAGAGAAAUUCAAGCAGAAGAACAACUUGGGAUCCAAGUCAAGAAAGAAUUCUUUGGCUGAAGAAUCUGAGGGCGGCUCCAACCCUGGUUCGUCGGCCCAAACACCCAAUGGCAUAUCACCCACAUCUCCAAACGGAGCUCCUUCGCCCUCGCCUGUGACUCUUGCUUCAGCAAAGCUUGAGGAGGUCACGAAACCGACAAGCCCCGAAAGUUAUGUAGAUUUCCACAAACCUUUCCACUCACAAAGUAAUACGUCUCUCUCGAGUGUCUUCACUGACACAACCACCUCGACCUAUUCUGCUGGUCCCACCAGUCCAACCUCACCAUUUUUCACCCCUGAUUCUGCUUGCGCCCAAGGUCACAGCCCGUUCCUUGCUUCACAGCCACAACAGCGGACCGCUUCUGGUAGUGCGCCUUCUGGAAACAACGGCUAUCAUAGACCACGCAGCCAAACCUUCCCUAUGCUUGGGGUUGAAGGGUAUGCCUCACCAUCAACAUCUUCAGAAGCACUCACGCCUAAGUAUUUGAGCAGUACUACACUCGAUUCACCCAUCUCCGAACGCCCCCAACAGGGUUUUGCUACCGGUACGGAAGACGCUAUUCAGCAUUCGCAUGCGCUUAGCAGGACUCCAAGUGGGUCUAUGCAGCCACCACCACUGCCUAAUCCGACAGUCACCAUACCACAAACCCAGGCCGGUGCACAGCAGCAUACUCCAAUUAGUCCGAGAAGCAUCUCACCUUCAUCACCGUCACAGGAGGAUGCACAGCGCGCCCUCGAGCUUGUCAUGAAGUUUUUCCAGCAACAGCCGAACAUGCUCGUCGAACCACAGGAGUACCUGACCAUCGGGAAGCUUAUGGAAAAGUUGAAGCUGCAGAGGACGCCCACUGGAGAAAAUCUCCCAGGGGGAUUACAUCCCAUCCACGAAAACAUCGGGACAGGAGACGGCAUGUGA